GAAUAACAGUUUCGUGUGGAUCUCUGUGCGAAACACUUUAUAAGGAUACACCACAGAGUUACAGGAUUGAAGACAUUUGGAAAAUCUUAUUAAGUGGGCUUUGGAGCAGGUUUCACCAUGAAGAUGGUUCACGUUGCUCUGUUGUAUUGCUGUUUUGUCUAUUCAGCCUAUGCCAAUGCGGACGCCAAAUUGGAUGUAGCUUCGGCAUUUAAAAAAAGGUUGAACGCCUGGGCGUUAAGCCGAGCGAAGAGGGAUCUGAAAGCUUCCAAACUGAAGAGUCAGGGGCUGAUAGGAAACAGCCAACAAGAGUUCGUGAGGACAGAAGAUGUUAAGGAAAACUUCAACAUCCACUCCAGCUCAGAGGCGCACAUCCGCGUCAAGCGCUACCGGCACGGCUUGCCGCGUUUCCCCCAGCCCCACCUGAACCGGCCGAGCUGCCAACUCGGGACGUGCCAGGUCCAGAAGCUGAGUCACCGGCUAAACCAGCUCCUCAAUAACCCAGAGAAAGACAACAUGGCUCGGUGGAGCACGUGGAGUCCCAACAGCUACGGCAGGAAACGGCGAUCGGUGCGCUCUAAGAUAGCGCUCAUGGUGCCUCGGGAACACGGGAGUAUUCACAGGACGUGACAAGCACAACACAAACUCUUCAGGACUGUCACUCCAGGCCCACCGCCCUGGGCGAGAAUAUUCAUGACUGCUGAUGGACAUACCAACACCUGGCAAACUUUCCAAGGCACAGCAGAGAUCAGAACUGGUAAAAAAAAAUUGCCAGCAAUUGUUUUUGGGGAAGUUUGAGAGCGAAUUGAAUGAAGGAAAGGGCGCCAUCUCUCAGCGAAUGCCUUAGAAUUCAGGGCUCACCGAGCCAAAUUCCAGCUCAUUAUCUCCGGACUAGAUUUGACCGAUGUUGUUUUUCUGUGUUUGGAUUACAGGGAGUCUAAAAUCCUGCUAGUAUAAAAGGAUUGCAUCAUACUUGAAGGCAAUUUCUAUUACAGAAAGUGCAAUCGACGUUUUAAUGUAUGAAAGACAUUGUAUAUAAAAUGGUUUAAACUAUUUAACUUUUUUUCCUGUAACUGUACAUCUGGACAUAGAAUUAUUUUUAUACGUGAUAUAAGUAUAUAAAGGGCAUUGUAGUAUCAGCAAAUUUAGAAUCAUGUGUCCAUUAUUAUGGAGGUAAAUAUGUUCACUAGUUACCUGACUCCUUUUUGUACAUUCCAGACUUGCAAUGACUGUAUAUGUUGUACAAUCUAUUUUGUCAU
Hemiscyllium ocellatum (epaulette shark) is the source of this 1256-nucleotide messenger RNA. Its product is annotated as pro-adrenomedullin-like. The record is from RefSeq and is a predicted model, not a curated record. Gene Ontology annotation, molecular function: hormone activity; adrenomedullin receptor binding. Gene Ontology annotation, biological process: regulation of systemic arterial blood pressure; positive regulation of heart rate; adrenomedullin receptor signaling pathway. Gene Ontology annotation, cellular component: extracellular region. NCBI's taxonomy places the organism in Eukaryota, Metazoa, Chordata, Chondrichthyes, Orectolobiformes, Hemiscylliidae. Bases 118 to 627 code for a protein of 169 amino acids. The transcript has 4 exons.